AAGCAUGCCUGGACCGCCUACCUGCUCAAGGGUCCGCCUUGCUCUGCCCCACCCAGCCCAGCCUGCCAGAACUCCUUGGAGAACGAACCCUCUUUCCUGGCAGCUGGACCCAGGGAGUCGCCUUUGGCACCAUUGGGGAGCUUCCACCUUUAGGGGAGGAAGAGGAUGCAGACCUACAGAAGAUCUCUCUGCCUGUGUUUAUGGGAUGGAACCCCUCUUGCCAUCCAUCUGGGCUGGAUUUUCACUUCCACAUCCCCCAGGCCCAUCCUGAUUAUGGCCCUUGCCUGGCUGUGGCUGCUUUGUCUCUCCACUUCCCAGGCUGAGGCCCAGGCUGCAGAGCUGUAUGUGGAAGUCCCUGAAAACUAUGGUGGAAGUUUCCCUUUGUACCUGGUCAAGCUACCACUGCCCCCCAAAGAGGCUGGAAGCCACAUUGUGCUGUCAGAGAGCUUAGAUGUGGCAGCGGAAGCCCCUUUUGCUGUGGAUCCAGAUUCUGGCUUCCUGUUAGCAACCAGAGCCCUAGACCGAGAAGAAAAGGCAGAGUACCAACUACAGGUCACCUUGGAGUCUGAUGAUGGACGUAUCUUGUGGGGCCCACAGCCUAUAAUUGUGCUUGUGAAGGAUGAGAAUGACCAGGUGCCUCACUUCUCCCAGACUGUCUACAGAGCUCAGCUGAGCCAGGGCACCAGGCCUGGUGUCCCCUUCCUCUUCCUUGAGGCGACUGAUGGGGAUGAACCAGGAACUGCCAACUCAGACCUUCGAUUCCACAUCCUGAGCCAGGCCCCAGCCCAACCUUCGCCAGACUUGUUCCUACUGGAGCCUCAGCUGGGAGCUCUGGCACUCAGCUCUGAGGGAAGCUCCAGCCUAGACCAUGCCCUAGAAGCAUCCUACCAGCUCUUGGUACAGGUCAAGGACAUGGGUGACCAGGCCACAGGCCACCAGGCCACCGCUACUGUAGAGAUCUCCAUACUAGAGAACACCUGGGUGCCCGUAGAGCCUAUUCACCUGGUGGAGAACCUCAAAGUCCCAUAUCCACACCGAAUUGCCCAGGUUCACUGGAGUGGAGGGAAUGUGCACUAUUACCUGGACAGCCAGCCUCCUGGGCCUUUCAGUGUGGAUGCAGAGGGGGAGAUCCGUGUGACCAGGGAGCUGGACCGGGAGGCCCAAGCUGAGUACCUGCUCCAGGUGCGAGCUCAGAAUUCCCGUGGUGAGGACUACACAGAACCCCUGGAGUUGCGUGUGGUGGUGAUGGAUGAGAACGACAACGCACCUGUUUGCUCCCCUCAUGGUCCUUCAAUCAGCAUCCCUGAACUCAGCCCCCCAGGUACUGAAGUGAUUAAGCUGUCAGCAGAGGAUGCAGAUGCCCCUGGCUCUCCCAACUCUCACAUUGUAUAUCGGCUGCUGAGCCCUGAGCCCGAGGAGGAGACGGAAGAGAGAACCUUUCAGCUGGAUCCCACUUCAGGAAGUAUCACAUUGGGGACUAUCCCACUCCAAGCUGGCCAGAACAUUCGGCUUCAAGUGCUGGCCACUGACCUGGCAGGAGCAGAGGGUGGCCUCAGCAGCACAUGUGAAGUUGAAGUCUCAGUCAUGGACAUCAAUGACCAUGCUCCUGAAUUCACCACUUCCCAGAUUGGGCCUGUGAACCUCCCUGAGGAUGCGGAACCCGGGACCCUGGUGGCCACGCUCAUGGCCACUGAUGCUGAUCUCGAGCCUGCCUUCCGUCUCAUGGACUUUGCCAUUGAGGCGGGAGACCCAGAAGGGAUCUUUGGCUUGGAUGGAGAGCCAGAUUCUAGUCAUGUCCAACUGAGACUCCGCAAGAACCUCAGCUAUGAGACAGCUCCUCAUCAUGAGGUGGUGGUGGUAGUGCGAAAUGUGGAAGAACUUGUGGGCCCUGGCCCAGGACCCGCAUCCACGGCCACUGUCACUGUGCUGGUGGAAAGAGUGAUACCCCCCCUCAAGCUGGACCAGGAGAGCUAUGAGGCUAAUGUCCCAGUCAGCACCCCAGCCGGUUCCCUCCUGCUGACCAUCCAGUCCUCAUACCCCAGGAGCAGACCUCUCAGGUUCUCCCUGGUCAAUGACUCAGAGGGUUGGCUCUGUAUCAAAGAGGCCUCCGGAGAGGUCCACACAGCCCAGUCCCUGAAGGGUGCCCGGCCUGGAGACACAUACACAGUGCUUGUGGAGGCCGAGGACACAGAUGAGCCAGGACUGAGCACCUCUGCCACCCUCAUGGUCCACUUCCUGAAGGCCCCUCCGAUCCCGGCCCUGUCUCUGGCCCCCACGCCAUCCCGACAUCUCUGCACACCCCGCCAGGACUAUGGCGUGGUCAUCAGUGGACCCAGCGAGGACUCCAACCUGUCCAGUGGGCACGGCCCCUACAGCUUUGCACUUGGUCCCAACCCCACAGUACAGCGAGAUUGGCGUCUCCAGCCUUUCAAUGAUUCCCAUGCCUACCUCACCCUGGCCCUGCACUGGGUGGAGCCAGGUGAACAUAUGGUUCCAGUGGUUGUUCAACACAAUACCCAGACAUGGCAGAUCAUGGUCCGAGUGAUCGUGUGUCGUUGCAAUGUGGAUGGGCAGUGCCUGCGCAAGGUGGGCCACAUGAAAGGCAUGCCUACGAAGCUGACAGCAGUGGGUGUCCUUGUAGGCACUCUGGCAGCCAUAGGCUUCUUCCUUAUCCUCAUCUUCACCCACCUGGCCUUGGCAAGAAAGAAGGACCUGGAUCAACCAGCGGACAGCAUGCCCCUGAAGGCGACUGUCUGAGUGACUUAGGAACACUCAGUGCUUGGCCUCUGGCCCCAUGUGAACCCACUGGGAAAAGUUCUGGUACCCAAAAUCCAGUGGGGACCACUACAGAGUAAAAACUCCUUCUACCUCCCUGGUGUGGAGGCACUGUCACUACAUGUGUUCUGGGAGCCUGAAUGACUUUAUGGGAUCCCCACAGGAGUGAUCUGAAUGGCAGCUCAUCGUCCAAUAAUAAAGCCUCAGUGAAUGAACGGGGCAGGGCCCUGAGAACUGC
Perognathus longimembris pacificus (Pacific pocket mouse) is the source of this 3013-nucleotide messenger RNA. It is a transcript of the gene Cdh16, whose product is annotated as cadherin 16. The transcript has 18 exons. Gene Ontology annotation, molecular function: calcium ion binding; cadherin binding. Gene Ontology annotation, cellular component: adherens junction; catenin complex; plasma membrane. Gene Ontology annotation, biological process: multicellular organism development; cell-cell junction assembly; homophilic cell-cell adhesion. Bases 166 to 2757 code for a protein of 863 amino acids. Lineage: Eukaryota; Metazoa; Chordata; Mammalia; Rodentia; Heteromyidae. The record is from RefSeq and is a predicted model, not a curated record.